GUUGAGUUUUAAAGGCGACACGGCGGCUUCAGCCGACUUCUUCCCCUUCCUUUGCCUCCCCAUGGAUAUGCACUGCAAGGCAGACCCCUUCUCGGCAAUGCACCGGCAUGGGGGAGUGAACCAGCUCGGGGGGGUGUUUGUGAAUGGCAGGCCCCUACCUGACGUGGUGAGACAAAGGAUAGUCGAGCUGGCUCACCAGGGAGUGCGACCCUGUGACAUCUCCAGGCAGCUGCGGGUCAGCCACGGUUGUGUCAGCAAGAUCUUGGGCAGGUAUUACGAGACGGGCAGCAUCAAGCCCGGCGUGAUCGGCGGCUCCAAGCCCAAAGUGGCGACCCCCAAAGUAGUGGAUAAAAUCGCCGAGUACAAGAGACAAAACCCGACCAUGUUCGCCUGGGAGAUCCGGGACCGGCUCCUGGCCGAGGGCAUCUGCGACAACGACACGGUGCCCAGCGUCUCCUCCAUCAACAGGAUUAUCAGAACCAAAGUUCAACAGCCUUUCCACCCGACACCAGAUGGGACUGGGACAGGAGUGACUGCACCUGGACACACUAUCGUUCCCAGUACAGCAUCCCCUCCCGUCUCCAGUGCCUCCAAUGAUCCAGUGGGUUCUUACUCCAUUAACGGGAUCCUGGGCAUUCCUCGGUCGAAUGGCGAGAAGAGGAAACGUGAUGAAGAUGUGUCUGAGGGCUCGGUUCCCAAUGGAGACUCCCAGAGCAGCGUGGACAGUUUGCGGAAGCACCUUCGUGCCGACACUUUCACCCAGCAACAGCUGGAAGCUUUAGAUCGAGUCUUUGAACGUCCUUCUUACCCUGAUGUCUUUCAAACAUCAGAGCACAUCAAAUCUGAGCAGGGUAAUGAGUACUCCCUCCCAGCUCUGACCCCUGGUCUUGAUGAAGUCAAGUCAAGUCUAUCUGCCUCUGCUAACCCAGACCUGGGGACCAACGUGUCAGGACCCCAGACGUACCCUGUGGUGACCGGUCGUGACAUGGCGAGCACCACCUUGCCCGGUUACCCACCCCAUGUCCCGCCGACUGGACAGGGCAGCUACCCAACCUCAACUCUCGCAGGAAUGGUACCUGGGAGCGAGUUCUCGGGGAACCCUUACAGUCACCCUCAGUACACGACCUACAACGAGGCCUGGCGAUUCAGCAACCCCGCAUUACUAAGUUCCCCUUAUUAUUAUAGUGCCACAUCCCGAGGCGCUGCACCUCCCACUGCUGCCGCUGCCUAUGACCGCCACUAGUUACCAUGGAAACCACAUGAAACUGCAGGGCGACAGCUUAGGCCUUCAUAUUGUACCUGUCUGAUCAACGUUCUCCAUCCCUGGGAAGGGUGAAGAGAACUUCUCCGUCCCCCUCCACGCCCAGCUAUCCCUCCCCUUCCCUGCAGAAUGUGCUGGAUCGAAGCGCUCACGACAUCGGACUGAGAAAUACGCGUCCCCUGCACUCUGUCCCUCGCCCCAACUCAACUACUUCUGUGGACAACAGGAAAGGCCUGUGGCCAGCUCACCUGCUGCUGUAGUCCUUCAAACCAUCCCAGGCACAGUUCAGCCACGCAAGGCCACCCUGAUUUUGAAGACUGAGGGGAAUUCAAGCAAUGCAACCUGCAACCCUUGUUUAUACAGGACCCUGUUCUCCAGGGAGUGGUAGAGGCAGGGUAAAGUGGGGAGGAAGCCACCUGCAACAAAUUGUUCCCUCAAGAAACUUUCUUCUGUGGUGGAUGCUUCAAAAUGCUAACUGACAAGCCUGUUUCAGAGGCCUGAGGGACUGGUCUGGCUAGCAUGGGGAUGGCAGCACAAAGAGGCAACCCAGCUGGCAGUGAAGGAAAGGCCCAAGUGCAACACUCUCCAUUCCUCCUCCUCCUUUCCCCGCCACCCCGGGUCUCUCUGUGUGCUCCAUCCCCACUCUUCUCUUCAUGCCUUGGCUUCCUUCAAGGUUCCGUUUGAAGGCCACACCCAGCGUGUUGUGACCUCGCAGGCCGGAGUUGGGUUGAAACACACACAAACACGAUUUCUGUGACACACAAUCAGCUCAGACAGGAGGAUGGAGCGACAUCAACCA
Gopherus flavomarginatus (Mexican gopher tortoise) is the source of this 2060-nucleotide messenger RNA. RefSeq names its product paired box 2 (gene PAX2). Lineage: Eukaryota; Metazoa; Chordata; Testudines; Testudinidae. The transcript is spliced from 10 exons. The coding region runs from base 62 to 1243 and encodes 393 amino acids. The record is from RefSeq and is a predicted model, not a curated record. Gene Ontology annotation, biological process: regulation of transcription by RNA polymerase II; anatomical structure development. Gene Ontology annotation, molecular function: RNA polymerase II cis-regulatory region sequence-specific DNA binding; DNA-binding transcription factor activity, RNA polymerase II-specific.